AUGUGCAGGGAACGACCCUUGGCCGAACUGGCUUUUCUUGUGGAGGGCCUCAUUGGGGAUCACCAAAUAUUCGAAAGCUUCGGUUACGAAAAUCUUCAUGAAAGGGGGUACUUGACUUAUGAACGUUGGAUCGCCUGGACCAACUCCAAGAUAAUCGAGGCCCAAGAUCAUCUUGACAGGAUUCUUCACGCCACUGGUCAUUCUGAGGGUGUCAAUGAUGUCGAUACCGCCGUCAAUGAUAAUCUCGCAGAGGAGCCACUCGCACAUCCGUCCAUGUUAUCCGGGCCUUCUUGGAAGCCUCAUUUCGUGGGACCCGAAGAUCAAGAUUCUCGGUCUCUCAGCUUAGCAGCUAGCAGUGGUCUGGUAGCGGAGACCCAACGGCUGUUGGACAAAGGAAUCAAUCCCAACGAACCUCCUUCACUUUCAACGGACGGUUUCACCACGAUAUUAGUGGAAGCGAUUAGGAAUGGCCAUCAGCAGGUCGUGAAUCUACUCAUAGCUUACGGAGCCAAUGUCGACGGAGCAAGCCAAGAAGGGCUCUUAGACGAGAGUAACUCGCCAUUGAUCGCCGCAAUCUACAAAGGCGAGAGCGAGAUCAUUACUCAACUGUUGGAUCAUGGGGCGAAUCUUAGGAUCCUCUCACACAUCAAGCAAGAAGACCAAUGGCUGAUCGCCCGAUCGCUCAUAGACCAUGGAGCCGACGGCACAUUACUCCUUCUAUCAUUAGAAGAUCAAAAGCUUGCAGACCCUCGACUUCUCUAUGUACUCCAGGACGGCGGUGCGAAUAUCUACUUAACUCGGCCAAUUCCAAUUCUAACUCAAGAUCAUGAUCUAAGCCUCCGCCUCUCAGUUACGAUGUCGCGUACAUGCAUAACAUGUGUGUCCGUACCAGACAGAUGA
Messenger RNA from Letharia columbiana, 900 nucleotides. RefSeq lists its product as uncharacterized. The transcript has a single exon. Bases 1 to 900 code for a protein of 299 amino acids. The record is from RefSeq and is a predicted model, not a curated record. Gene Ontology annotation, molecular function: protein binding. NCBI's taxonomy places the organism in Eukaryota, Fungi, Ascomycota, Lecanoromycetes, Lecanorales, Parmeliaceae.